AUGGCUCCCAUCCGCCCCCCUAGACAUGGGAGGAAAAAGCAGAUGGAGCCAAUGGCCAUCGGCCUGCCGACAACCGGAGAUUCAACUCCAAUCACAUCCUUCUUUCCGCCAGAGCCAGAGCCAAAGGUGCUUGACCCACCAAAGCUCGAUCUGCCAGCGGUCAACCUGCCAAAGAUUGACCUACCAAAGGCCGCUCCGACAACGCCUGAUCCGCCAAGGUCUAAUCCACUUAAAACUGAACUGCUAAAGGCUGAUUCAGCAAGGCCUGAUACCCUCAAAACAGAACCGCUGAACCUCAAUCCAGGAAAGAUGGAAGCGCCAAAGGUCAUCCCGCCAAAGGCAGCUAUUCUGGCAGCGAAAUAUCCACCACAGUCUGGUAGUCCGCACAGCCAUUAUCACACAACCACUAGCAGGCCUCUGGCGGAUCCAGCAAACACAGGUCCCCCAAAGGGCGAUCCAGCAAAGACGGAUCCCGCGCAGGUUGCUGCCCAUAGCCUUUACCAGUCAACGGUCAGUGCACCAAUACCUGAUCCACCUAAGUCUGAUCCAGAAAUCGACAACUCCAUAGCAGACCGACCCAUUACAGAGGAAGAUUCUGUUGCCUUUCGCAAGGGCUUCACAUUCCGCGGGCCCGACAUGAUUGCGCUGGACAGGACUGGGCAUAACCCGCUAAAGAUCGAGUUCUGGCUCGGGACCCCAGACGGCCACUUCAUGAAUAUGGAUCUGAGGCCUAGCCAGACACCUGGAUACACCAUGAACGAUGUCGACCUCACCUUCCGUAUGUAUAACAGACAAACAUCGGCGAGCGGGGAGACCAUACUCAAUGACAGGAUAUUUCACACUGAGCCUGAUACUGUCUACUGUCUGCAUGCGGAGCGUGGGGUGACUUAUAACUUUGAUAAUAUCCCGGACCCAACUGAGAGUUCGUCCUGCGGAAUGCCCGUGGGGACGAGCCUGCGCAUGAUGAAGGACCGAUUGGCCUUCCCAAGGAUGGACACACCGAUCUAUCACACGUCCACCCCGCUGGACUCCAGCAGUGCCAGGAAAUGUCGUGACUAUAUCACGCCUCUCCAGUGCGACCCACGAGGAACCCGCUGCACCUACCCCACAAAAGAAACACCGGCGGCUACGGCGGACAGCUCCGUCACCGACGACAAAGACUGGGCGACCCGCUCCUCUCCCAUCCAAUACACGCCCUCCACCUCCAGCAAUGCCUCCACCACAUCCUCCUCCACUUCCUCGCCCGCCGGGUACAUCCCCGCCCGCCUGCUCCACCACCCCGCGCUUCCCAGCGGUCCCUACGACCUCACAUCCCUCCUCGCCACCCACAAAGGACCGCGCAUCUUCAAGCGCUGCGGCUGCGGCGACCUCGUCCUCGCUAGCGCCGACCACUGCAACAUCGAGUCCGGCACAAACCGGCUAAUGGCGGCCGUCGGCCUCGACCUGCAAGACGACUACCGCGUCGCCAAGCGCAUCGCGAUGGACUUCUUCGUCGGCCACGACGAGGGCACGCCCAUCCAGAUCGACGAGUCGUGGUAUCAGCUUGACGCGCGCGAUUAUGUAGUCGGCAGAGACGCGUACGCGGAUGUGAUGAGACGGCAUGCGGAGGGGCGGCAUGUAGAGGAGAUGGAGGAGCGGGUGUUGAGGGCGACGAGGAUGGAGCUGGCGAAGGUGGGGAGUGUGAGGGAGGGGAAGGGGAGGGGGUUGAAUGAGGUUUUGCUGGGGGCUAUGGAUUUUCCGAGGCUGGAUGAGGGGGACGUUGGGGGAGGGGAGGAAGGGGCGCAGGGGCCUGAGCUAGAUGCAGUGAAGUGGGGGCUGGGUUUGGGGAGCUGGUAG
Morchella importuna is the source of this 1836-nucleotide messenger RNA. RefSeq lists its product as uncharacterized. NCBI's taxonomy places the organism in Eukaryota, Fungi, Ascomycota, Pezizomycetes, Pezizales, Morchellaceae. The coding region runs from base 1 to 1836 and encodes 611 amino acids. The record is from RefSeq and is a predicted model, not a curated record. The transcript has a single exon.